Messenger RNA from Xyrichtys novacula (pearly razorfish), 5364 nucleotides. NCBI's taxonomy places the organism in Eukaryota, Metazoa, Chordata, Actinopteri, Labriformes, Labridae. The record is from the annotation of a GenBank genome assembly.
GGGGCAUUUGUGGAAAAAACAAGGAGCGGGCCAAUCAGAGAGCUCGCUGGGACGUUCAUCGCUGUCAGUCAGGCCCUUAUAAACUUUGCGAACCUCUAUCUCAGACAGUUAUCUCCUUCUUCGCCUUAGACAAAGAAAGACAGUAAGUAUUGAUUAAUUGUUUAUUCCUUUGUUAGUAGAAAUCACAUUUUGAAUUGUCCGAGGGUUCAAUAAUCGGUGUGAUGCAAACGUUUUAAGGGAAUUCCGUGUUUCUCUGGGAAUUCUGCGUUAUGGAAUAAAUGUAACAGCGCCUAAACCCUUAUUUAAAAUCAACUAUUUUGGGAAAUAUGUAGUGAAGAGUUUACUUCUAUGUCCGAAAUCGUAACAUAUUCGAUGUAUUUCUGCAAAGCCUGGCCAUCUUGUUUCUUUCGGCUGCCUUUGUUGUCGUCGUCCUUUUCACAGGAUAGCAGAAAGCAGCCAUUAGCCGACGACUUUUCAUCGCACCUAUUUCUUUACAUUAACGAAGAAACAACCAUAUGAUAAGUGUGGAUGCGGUGCAGAUGUGCUCUGCUUAACAGCUUCUUGGCAAAGUUUUGGUUUUCUUUUCGUUUUCCUGGUAAUAGUUUCGAUGUCCGGGCCGGGCUGUUGUGUUUUCUCUGCAGCAGAUCCCGUGACUGCGAACAAAACACCAACAGGCUCGGUUUGUUGUCGGGAAUAUGGCGAAGUUUGCGCUGCGAAACUUGCAGGAAAAACAAGCCUUAAACAACCUGUAUCUCUGCAGUUUUUUAGCAUACAUUUAAUAUGGUGCCAACAAAUGUGAUAUUUUUUUUUUCUUCGGCCCGAUUUGUAUUUCCUUUUUAUGAGGAGGGAAGUCGGGAAAUGACUGUGCUGUCGGGAAUCUUUAUUGCUGAUCUCAUCGUGCAUGACUCAUGGGAGCGGACAGGCUCUCUCACGGGCCGGUGAUAGAAAAAUCACUAUGGGUCAACAUGUGAGAAUCUCGAUGCUAAAGGGGAAUCUCGUGUUUAAAGAAAACCAGAAUUUUUUUGUUGCCUGCUUUACCAGGCCUUUACCAGCUUCUUAAGAAAUGGCGUACAAAGGUGCAGGGGUUUACUCAUGUUACUGUUCAUGUGUACUUUUUCUGAGUUGAAAUCAGUUCCUUCACUUUUUACUAUACAGUUUCAAUGGAAAGUAAUGUGCUUUGGUAUAUUUUACACAUUAUUGAUAACUCAGCAAAGCAGUAAUCUCCAAAAACUUUCAAGCUUUUAAUCAACUCUAUGACCACCAGCUGAUUGGAUGAUAUGUACCCUGUAAAAAUCAAGUGAAUCUUUCUUAACAAAUAAUCUUAAACAAAAUAUUUGAUUAAAACCACAUUGGCAUGACCAGCCACACCUAGAUCAAAACUUUUUACUCCUUCAAAUCAAAUGUAUCCUCAUUUAAGAUUCAUGAUUACAAGAAUCUGUGCACAACCGGCCAUGACUGAAUUGUGCACAAGAAAAAUACGUAAAGUGCUAAACUGAUGCAAGAUACUGCAAAAAUAUUCAGUGCAACUUCAUUCUGCAGAGUCUAAAUCCACAACUAGUAUAAGUAGAUGUGCUUUAAGGUGCACAUCUCACUCCACCCAUCCCCCGCCAUCAUGGGUUAAAAGUAAGCGCUCUGUACUUAAAGUAAGUCUCAGAUAAAGUGCUCUAUACCAUACUUGAGUAGAUAUACAGACUGGUGGUUUAACCUCUACUGAAGUAAAAUAUCACUUGCUCUUAAACAUGAUAUUUUAGCGCUCAGUCCAACCCUGCUAACAUGUUUUCUCUUUUAUUGUUCCUCAGUAGGAAGCCACGAUGCUGCCUUUAGCCUUGUUGGCCGUGUGCCUGAGUACAGCCCUGUCAGCCCCUAGCUUGGACCCUCAGCUGGAUCAGCACUGGGACCUAUGGAAGAGCUGGCACACAAAGAAAUAUCAUGAGGUAUUUUUCUUCACAGCAACCUUCAAGUCUUCCAGAUUACCACGAAACAGUCUGAAUGAUGGUUGUUUUUGUAGAAAGAGGAGGGCUGGAGGAGGAUGGUGUGGGAGAAGAACCUGAGGAAGAUCGAGCUGCACAACCUGGAGCACUCCAUGGGGAAACACACCUACCGCCUGGGCAUGAACCACUUCGGAGACAUGGUAAAACCGCACUUUAAACACACAGAGUCACUGUACGGCCUAUCAGGCCUCUCACAGAAGGGGUGUAAACUUACAGGGUGGCGGGGGAAUGAACCUGAUAAGUGGUUAAGUAGAUAACACAAGACAGUGCAAAGGUUCGGAGAAAGAGUCACGAAUGAGAUGAUAAAAGAAGCAAUGAAAGGAUUUUCUUUUGUAAAUCUCUGUAAAUGUGAAACAUGUGCAAACACUGACAAAAAGAGGAAAAACACGGACUUGGUCAAGUGUCGAACAAAGAAAUGGACAAAAAUCCCUUUUAUUCAGCUGGUAAUUCUUAUCUAGACAGGAAAGGGUAAAAACACUCAAGUUACUUCCAGGUAGAAGUGUAAUUUGAGCUUCAUUUGACAAAAAACCCCAUCAAAUUUUCAGCCAAAUAUACACCUUUUUUAAAAGGCCCGAAAUCAUUAUUGCAAAUGUACUUUUUUCUCUCUCUUUGAUCAACAUUAAACUUGCUUUUGACAGGAUUGCAGAUGUACAUAACUUAAUGAUGCAUACAUUAUAUUUACAUUCAUAUGGUUCAGCAUCAUGACAUUCAACAAGUUUUUACUCAUGCUGUCUUUUCUGUCUGACAGACACAUGAAGAGUUCAGGCAGAUCAUGAACGGCUACAAGCACAAGGCACAGAGAAAGGUCAGAGGGUCCCUGUUCUUGGAGCCAAGCUCUCUGGUGCUCCCACGUUCUCUUGACUGGAGGGAGCAGGGCUAUGUCACCCCGGUGAAGGACCAGGUAAUACCUUUUUCUUUUAAUUCUAACAUGCAGCAUCUGAAAAAUAGUAAGGUGUGCUGAAACAUUCAUAUCGUACUGUUGGACAAAAACAACUUCACUAAGACUGUCUGUUAAUGAAUAUUGUCUAACUGUUUGAGAAACUUUUCCUUGUCACCAUAACAACAGCCUUUCUCCACAUCAUGAGUAUGCCACUUUUUCUGCCUGAACUUCAGUGAUUCUUCGACACAGCUUUUAUGUUGUUGCAGUGAAACACUCCUAAUUUAUUUGAACACAAGCUGAAUUCUUCUGUUAGCACCAAAGAAGAUGAAAAAACUACCACUAAACAUCAGCUGUGAGAGACGUGUAGUAAACAAGGUUAUGCAACACGUGACUUUGAGCAGUGUCAUCACCGCAGCUUUGCUAAUGGGACGGCACUUUGUCCGCAGAAGUUAAUGUUUAGCUGGGACAGACAGAUAACAUGGCCGCUUGAGUUUGUUUUUGUUAUCUGUUUUCUUCAUGCACACCUCUCCUCCUCCUCCUCCUCCUUAUUCUCCUGGCAGCGCAGAGAGUCCACACCACCCCUCUGACAUACAUUAACAGCCUGUAAGCUGAAGCCAGUCCAACCAGCUUACUGUAAACAAGACCAGGGUGGAGUCACUGCCUUAUACAUUAAAGUGCUGCAGUGCAACAUCCAACCUGAUCUAUAUUUAUAGAAAGGCCAGCAAUCCUGAAUGCAGCAGACAGGAUUUGAACCCCAACUUCUGGCCCUUUUCUGCAAGUCAUCCUGGCUCUGUCCUCCGCUUCUGUAGUUUCAAACAGAGUAUUUGUAGCUGGUUUCUAAAAUGUGAGCAGAACUAUCCUCUGAUAUGUCUGCUAAACUCUGGCCAACUAUUCAGCAGCUCAGGGACUUUUAGUUUUUAAACAAUAAAAAUAAAAACGGCUGAUUUUAGAGAGGAAAAAUAGCUAUAACAGACAAAUAUAAAAGAGUGGUUUAAAAAUAAACAGACUGACAGUCCAGAUGAUCUUUGGUGAUUUAAUGAAGCACCAUCCAUUUGAACCCAGCAUUUAGACCCCCUCCUCUCUAUCUCUCUGUGUCACAGGGUCAGUGUGGCUCCUGCUGGGCUUUCAGCACCACCGGAGCUCUGGAGGGUCAGCAGUUCAGGAAGAGCGGCAAACUGGUGUCUCUGAGUGAGCAGAACCUGGUCGACUGCUCCAGACCAGAGGGCAACGAGGGCUGCAACGGGGGUCUGAUGGACCAGGCCUUCCAGUACGUCAAGGACAACCAGGGCCUGGACUCAGAGGACGCUUAUCCUUACCUGGGAACGGUACGUAUCUCUUAGAAGGCAAAGGGAGAUUAAUGAGGCCUUAAGAUUCUUUUUGUUAAAGUUUAAUUUUUGCCUUUGAAUGCUUAAUAUUUCCCAUAGAUCCAUUUUUUAUUGAUCUUCUCUAUUUCCACAGGAUUAUUUCAUUAUUACAAAAUAUUGAUCUUAUAACUCAUCUUUUCCUUAACGUUUCAGGAUGACCAGCCAUGUCACUAUGACCCCAGCUACAACUCUGCCAAUGACACCGGCUUCGUCGACAUCCCUAGCGGUAAGGAGCAUGCUCUGAUGAAGGCUGUGGCCUCUGUGGGACCCGUUUCAGUCGCCAUCGACGCCGGACACGAGUCUUUCCAGUUUUACCAAUCAGGUCAGGAGGAAAAAGAAUAGUCGGCAGACAUUGUUGCACAGUUUUUCAACCCUUUUUUUAAGAGCUCCAAUGUAAAUCUACAUAUGUGUGUAAUUUUUAAAGGUAUCUACUAUGAGAAGGAGUGCAGCAGUGAGGAGUUGGACCACGGUGUGCUGGUGGUGGGGUACGGUUUCGAGGGAGAGGAUGUGGAUGGCAAGAAAUACUGGAUCGUGAAGAACAGGUCAGUGGAAAAUGGGGAAAAAAAAAUCACUCCUGAAUAAUCUUUGUGAUUGUAAAUGUAUAAAAAUACAUAACUGCUUUAACUCUUAACUGAACAGAGCGUUUCUCUGACCUUAUAACUGUUCUGUGUGUUUGCAGCUGGAGUGAAAAGUGGGGAGACAAAGGCUACAUCAUGAUGGCCAAAGACAGGAAGAACCACUGCGGCAUCGCAACAGCCGCCAGUUAUCCUCUAGUCUAACAUUUGCACAGCUCCAUUUUUGUAGCACCAUAGUGUUUUUUUAUUGCGGCUGAAGGCCGGAGAAAGGAGAACGAUGUCUUGGCCAGUGAUGGCGAGCAUCCACGGGAUCCUGAGACGUUUCACCAGGAGAGAAAACACUGUUGUUUUUAGGGAAAUGGCGCCAUUAUGUUUUGGCUGGUUUUCACGCCACUUUAUUUCGUCUGAGAAGAUUUUAGUCUAGUGUUUUAUUCUUUGUAAAUAUGUGUAUGCUACUUGGUGAGUGAAAUGUUUAAACCUGCUUCGGUCAUUGUAAAUGAUUUUUUUUCUACUUUAACUGUGAUCAAUUAAAGUUGUGAAACACUAGGAAGGAG